Messenger RNA from Xyrauchen texanus (razorback sucker), 2492 nucleotides. RefSeq names its product coagulation factor X (gene f10). Gene Ontology annotation, cellular component: extracellular region. The record is from RefSeq and is a predicted model, not a curated record. Gene Ontology annotation, biological process: proteolysis; blood coagulation. The coding region runs from base 108 to 1709 and encodes 533 amino acids. Gene Ontology annotation, molecular function: calcium ion binding; serine-type endopeptidase activity. The transcript is spliced from 8 exons. NCBI's taxonomy places the organism in Eukaryota, Metazoa, Chordata, Actinopteri, Cypriniformes, Catostomidae.
UCCCCCGUUUCUCUCAUUUCUCUCUGUCUAUCGUUCAGUCAGUUCAUUGACCUGCUCUCUGUUUUCUGAACUAUUCUCUCAUGUAGAAGAGCGCUGAAGAUCUCAUCAUGUCUUGUCUCUUCUGGAACAUUCUGUGUGUGUUUCUAAUUCACUGUGUAUCGUCUGAGGUCUUCCUCCAUAAUCAAGAUGCCAAUCAGGUGUUAAGUCGACGUCGGCGUGCCAACACCAUGUUUGAGGAGCUGAAGCAGGGAAACAUGGAGCGAGAGUGUGUUGAGGAGCGCUGUAGUUAUGAGGAGGCCAGAGAGAUCUAUGAGGAUGAUCAAAAAACGAAGGAAUUUUGGAAUAAAUAUGUCGAUGGUGAUGCGUGUUUGUCUAUCCCGUGUCUCAAUGAUGGGGUGUGUAAAGAUGGGAUUGGCCCGUACACCUGCUUCUGUACCGCAGGGUUUAAAGGGUACAACUGUGAGAUUGCGAUUCCGAAACUCUGUGAGAGUGAAAACGGUGGCUGUAAUCAUUUCUGUAAGGUGGACAAAGGGAAAGUGGCCUGCUCUUGUGCUAAUGGAUACACACUGAGCUCCAAUGGGAAGUCCUGUCAAUCUGAUGAUCCAUUCAAAUGUGGCGUUGUGUAUCCUGAGAAGACCAGAACAAUCUUCAUGUACACACCAACCAUCACCGACAUUGAAAACACUGACGAGUCAAACUCCGAGACUUCAGUCAACAGUGACAUCGAGACGGAGAACACGUCAAACACGCCUGUCAAAAACCUGAGCGGCAACUCCAGUGUUCACGAGCCGGACAUCAAGACAGUGAACGGGUCAAAGAACAUGACCGUUAGUGACACCAGCAGCAUCUUCGGUUAUCAUGAGCCAGACAUCAAGAAUCUAGUGGAUGAAUUACCUCAUGAAGAAAUAAUGUUUGUUGAAAAGAAAAUUGUGAAUGGAGUGGACUGUCCUCCUGGAGAAUGCCCUUGGCAGGCUCUUCUCAUUAAUGAGGAUGACGUGGGCUUCUGCGGCGGCACCAUUUUAAAUGAGUACUUCAUCCUCUCCGCCGCUCACUGUAUGAAUCAGAAUAUCUCCAUCAGAGUGAUUGUGGGUGAGUUUGACAGGCUGCACAAAGAGGGUCGUGAGUCAACACACAAUGUAGACCAGAUCCUCGUCCACAUGAACUUCAUCCCUGAAACCUACCAUAACGACAUCGCCCUCAUUAAACUCAGCGAGCCAAUCAAAUUCACCAAAUACAUCAUUCCCGCCUGCAUACCGGAGCGUGAUUUCGCAGAGCGCGUGCUGAUGCAACAAGACGUCGGGAGAGUGAGCGGUUUCGGCCGUUUGCAUGAAGGCGGCCUUCAGUCCACCAAUCUCCAGAGAUUAGCGGUGCCGUACGUCGAUCGUGCGAAAUGCCUAGAAUCCAGCAGUUUUAAAAUCUCCAGUCGCAUGUUCUGCGCCGGUUACGACCAGGAAACCAAAGAUGCAUGUCAGGGCGACAGCGGCGGGCCACACGUGACGCGCUACAAAGACACGUGGUAUGUGACAGGGGUGGUGAGCUGGGGCGAGGGAUGCGCACGGAAGGGCAAGUACGGAAUCUACACGCAGGUGUCCAAGUACAUCAAAUGGAUUUAUAAUGCAAUGGAGAAAGUGAUGCCUCAAACAGAGAGUCUGAUAAAGCCCAAAGUCAAGAGAGAGCUGCCGAAGAAGAGUUUGAUACGAAGAGUUUGAUACGGAUUCUUUAAAGUCAACAUGAAAUCAGAAUCAACUCUAUUUACUUUCUGAAUCAUCAGAACAGAUACGUCAAAAGAAUAAAAUGUUUGAAACGACUUAAUCAAGCCCUCCCAUUUUUAAGCGUCCUGUCAUAGACACUCUCUUCACCGCCCAAUAAAAGUCCCGCCCUACAUUUCUUCUUCAUUUCAUGUUGACUUUAAAAAUCCAAACGAGACAUUUACAGUGUUGGGUAAGUUACUCAAAACUGUAAUCCACUACAAAUCACCAGUUAUUACAUUACUGAUUACUUCAGCGAAAGAGUAAUCACAUGACUAAUUACUUUUCUUUUAAGCUACUUUCUAAAACACACUUCACAGAAAAGUUCUUAAGAGUUCGCAAUAAUAUCUAUAUUUUCUCACACGCUCUUUAAUUGUUAAAACGUCAACAGACGUGCGUAUGAAUAUAAUUAAUAUUUUACAGUAUAUGUCAUAAAUAUCAUUGCAGUAAUAUGUGUAACCCUAGUAAUGUACCUAAGUCAGUAAUGACAUCUGAUUACAAGAACUUAAAAUGUAAUGUGUUACUCUACCUUUUGAAUAAAUGUAGUUAGAUUACAAUAACUAGUUACUUUGUAAUUAGGUCACACCCAACACUGGAUGUUGCGCAAUUGUAAAACAGAAAGUACUCAGUGAUUUUGUGUUUUAUUGAUUUUAUUCAUCUGUUUCUGUAAUAUUCAGAUGUACGAUAAGUGCACUUAAACUGAAGUAUUUUCAGAAAUAAACUUUAAAGACUUGUCAACAGUUA